Molecule: messenger RNA, 3536 nt
Organism: Orussus abietinus
Lineage: Eukaryota; Metazoa; Arthropoda; Insecta; Hymenoptera; Orussidae
Gene: Nhe1
Product: sodium/hydrogen exchanger 8
Exons: 4
Coding region: 80-2425 (781 amino acids)
Biological process (GO): regulation of pH; proton transmembrane transport; sodium ion transport
Cellular component (GO): membrane; Golgi apparatus
Molecular function (GO): sodium:proton antiporter activity
Source: RefSeq, a predicted model, not a curated record
ACGCAGUGAAACGUCACCUGGAGGUCGGAUGAUUCAAUCCGCUGUUUUUCUUAACAAAAUAAUGUGAACUGUCUAAAUAAUGCGCUCCCUCACCAUGUCCUGUAAGUCCGACGUAAAGCCGUACUUGUUCUUAACCUUAUUGCUGAUUCUUGGCUCACCUUACAUCGCAUCGUCCACCGAUGGAGGAACUAACCUGAACGUAUCGAGCACAACUCUUGAUGUCGGCGUACACGUACCUGCAUUGAACACGACAAAGGAGAAGGUCGAUGCAGUAAACCAGUCCGCAGCCAGUGAUAAAGUCAACACAAGCAAUGCCAAACCACAGGAAGUUAUCUCGAGAAGUCAAAACUCCAGUAAUUCUCUGAAACAUGAUUCCGCUACGUCUGUUAACUCUAGUUCUCCGCUUACUACGGUUGCCCCCGCUAUAAAUACUAUCUUGAAUGCUUCGAGCACCUCAACUACACCUAUUCCACCUGCUAUCGUAAAAGUUUCAACUACCUCGGCAACCACCAAGCCCCCAGAGAAAAAUGUUACGACGGCAAAUUCUGACUCCGACACGAAGGAUGUGUCUUCGCCGACAGUUACGACGCAUAAUGGAAACAUUACGGAAGGAAGCAAUGGGAGUACGGUACCUUCUGAUACCGUUGUAUCCACUCAGAGCUCUGAUGCUACUAAUGCAACAAAUGGAAGUACAACCACGGUAGCUCCAGCCGAGCCAGUGCUACCUGACAAGGGUUCGGCGGAAGAAGAACAUAAUAGCUCUAUGUCGAUAUUUUUUGUGCUCUGCGUCUUGGCUCUAGGAAUUUUACUGAUUCAUCUUAUGCUACAAACAAAUUUCCAGUACUUACCAGAGUCGGUAGUUAUUGUAUUCCUUGGUGCAGCAAUUGGUAUGAUUAUCAAUUUGAUGUCGAACCAGAAUAUAGCAAACUGGAGGAAAGAGGAGGCUUUUUCGCCAACGGCAUUUUUCCUUGUGCUUCUACCACCGAUUAUCUUUGAAUCGGGAUAUAAUCUCCACAAGGGUAACUUUUUCCAGAAUAUUGGCAGUAUCAUGGUAUUUGCAAUUUUUGGAACAAUGAUCUCCGCAUUUGUCAUUGGAGCUGGUAUAUAUCUAUUGGGUCUAGCAAAGGUAGCUUACAAACUUAGUUUUGUAGAAAGCUUUGCCUUUGGAUCACUAAUAUCUGCAGUCGAUCCUGUAGCGACGGUUGCCAUCUUCCAUGCCCUUGAUGUAGAUCCAGUAUUAAAUAUGUUGGUAUUCGGUGAAUCCAUUUUAAACGAUGCCAUUUCUAUUGUGCUUACUACAUCAGUAUUAGAAUCCAACAAUGCUUCGACAACUGGAGAAGCGAUUAUUUUGUGCAUCAACAGAUUUUGCUUAAUGUUCUUUGCAUCUGCUGGCAUUGGCGUUGUCUUUGCACUUCUCAGUGCUCUUUUAUUGAAACACGUCGAUCUCAGAAAGAAUCCGUCAUUGGAAUUUGGCCUUAUGCUGGUCUUCACUUACGCUCCUUAUGUCUUGGCAGAAGGCAUACAAUUGUCAGGAAUCAUGGCUAUACUGUUCAAUGGUAUCGUGAUGUCUCAUUAUACUCAUUUUAAUCUGUCAACCGUGACGCAAAUUACGAUGCAGCAAACUAUGAGAACUCUUGCUUUUAUUGCUGAGACUUGUGUGUUUGCAUAUCUGGGCCUAGCUCUCUUCAGCUUUAGACACAGGUUUGAACCCGCUUUGGUGAUAUGGUCGAUCGUGCUAUGUUUGAUCGGAAGAGCUGCCAACAUAUUCCCAUUGGCUUUGCUGGUGAACCGUUUCCGGGAACAUCAGAUCACAAGGAAAAUGAUGUUCAUCAUGUGGUUCAGUGGUUUGCGUGGUGCAAUAUCGUAUGCACUGUCUCUCCAUCUAGACUUCAGUGACGAAACGAGGCAUGUCAUAAUUACGACUACGCUGAUAAUAGUACUGUUCACCACUCUGAUCUUUGGAGGCUCAACGAUGCCUCUACUGAAGUUCCUACGCGCAGAGAAGAAGCCGAAGAGCAGCAGAAGGAAGAAGCGGGAGAAGGAAAUCUCGCUCAGUAAAACCAGAGAAUGGGGUCAAGCAAUAGACUCGGAGCACCUGUCAGAGCUUACGGAGGAAGAGAUGGAAGUCUCUUUUCUCCAAUCGCGGAUUCGCGGAUUCGCCCGUUGGGAUCUCAAGUUCUUCAUCCCCUUCUUCACGAGAAGAUUUACCCAGCAGGAACUGAAGGACUGUAAGUCCCAGAUGACCGACCUGACGAAUCAGUGGUACCAGGCCAUCAGAAUCAGUCCUCUGGAGUCGGAUGAAGAACCUGCGACCACUGCGUCGACGGCGCAGCUCAACGUUAGCGUUUCCAGCGAUGGUAGAAGCGAGCCUGUCGGAAAGCAGAAGAAACAACGCUCUAGUCAUGCAUCUAUAUUGAGUAUUUAAUUUACUUUCUAAGAGUGACUUUUAAAUGUACGCCUGGACGUACGCUAUUUUAGGAGGAACGAAGUUUGACAGUUACCAGGUGAGAGGUUUCAAAUUAGCACUUUUGCUCACAUUUGCGCAAAGAUAACCGAACCAGCACUUUGUCGUAUGGUUCCACAUGGCAGUGGCGUUCGGUUGUACCGAUAUGUACUAACUAAAACGUUUUUCGAAUUCGCAGGGGAAAGAAUGUAAAGAACUAAUUGAUAUUCUAGUUUUGGGUAUUAGUCAUAGAGCAGGAUCUAUUUAUAUUCCGUAAAUUAUGUAUAUUUGUUUUAUGAAGGAGUGCUAAGAAAGUGUUAGGUUAACCCUUCCGAUACGUUUGCAACGUUUAAAAGUAAUUGCAGUCUCAAAAGAACAUUAGGGGAGGUAUUUUUGGAGAGAGUAAUUUAUCGUUACUGAUAUUGUGCUGAAACGGGUAAUAUCCUUUCUAUUCGAUUACUUAGUAUUGAAGAGUUUAUUGUGAUAUUUUACCUCUGAUGUUCCAUCGGGUAUUAGAGUCAGAUUUUUAAGUUUGCAUCUAUCGUUCAUUUAGAUCGCUACAAUGCAAGUAACGGUUGAAGGUUUGUUGGAAAAUACAGUUGAUUUAUUUUACAGCAUAUUUUAAGGUCCAGCAAUUGAAAGUACUUGUCUAUUUUUAAGGAAACUAACCGAUCGCAGUUUGGAAGCAAAUGCUUUGAUGCCGUCGAGCACAAUCAAUACGUGUACAUAUCUGUGCUUUUAUUUUUUAGGGCAAUUUCAUUGCCAAAAUACAUCACUAUUCCGUUGUCGCACAAACAAGUAUCCUCUGUAAAAAAUGAUUGACCCGCUACUUGACAGGUGAAGCGAUGGCUUGUGACGUGAUGGUUAUUUCUAAAUUUGAGCAUAAUUAUUGAAAUGGUUUGUCAGCUAGAAUUUGAAUUUUUUCUCUCCGGUAUUAAUACAUUUUGCAUUAACAAAAAGAAAUGCACCCGAUAUCCGUUGAAAAUAAUUUGUACCGACUUUUAUUUUCCAUACUUAAAGAAACGACAGCUUCAUCGAACAGCUUUGUGAUAUUCUGAUGUCUUUAUGAAGUUAAAUAAAGAAGGAAACAUAG